UAUAUUUGAGGGAUCUCUCAUUUUCUCGGCAAGUAGAUAGAAGAUACUUAAGAUGCCUGAAACCACAUCUGAAUUUGGUGGAUGAUAUGUAUCUGUUUAUACCAUAAAUUGUAAAAUUUUAAAUUAAUGUCACGUGUAAAAUAUUUUUUAUUGGUUGAAGAAGAUUGAGCCAUGUCGAUUCAGAUUUUGGGUUCAGUGACAGAUUAGCACUUGUGUUGGCAAAAGAGGAGAGAAUGUCGAACAUAAUUCUUUUUGAGGAUAUCUUUGUGGUUGAUCAACUCGACCCGAGUGUCAAAAAGUUUGGUAAAGUUACACGUAUUGAAGCACGGAACCAGAAUGCGAAAUGUUUAUGCACCUAGACGUGAAUACAGAAAUAUAUCCCAUGCGUGUAGGUGAAAAAUUUACAAUGGCAUUAGCUCACACAUUGAAUUGGGAUGGAACACCAGAUACUGGCUAUUUCGCUCAGAGAGAUUUAUGUUUCAUUUGGUGGGCUCCUAAUGCUGCUGAGGGGAGAACCUUCUCAUCUUGCUCACUUUGAGCUUGACCAGAGGCUGUUUCUCCUUAUUAGGAAGCUAUCAAACCUUGUUCUAGUAUCCCUAAUAUCAACUAAAUUAUGUAAUCAUCUUAGCAGCGAUUAUUGUAAUCUAUGAACUCCAUAUCUCUGCAUUAUCCGAAUUGUACUUUGA
This is a messenger RNA of Rubroshorea leprosula, 686 nucleotides long. The record is from the annotation of a GenBank genome assembly. NCBI's taxonomy places the organism in Eukaryota, Viridiplantae, Streptophyta, Magnoliopsida, Malvales, Dipterocarpaceae.